AUGGCGAACACUAAUCCACCGGACGGAGGAGGGUCCGUUGAUGAGCACUCACAGGUCCGUCACAGAGUGGCACGUCCCCCGAAGGAGGGUUUGGCAAAGGAGUUCAAGUCGGGCAUUGAAGAAAUGUUUUUCCACGAUGCGCCUCUUCGAGAUUUCAAGGACCAAAGCGCAUCUAAGAAGGCGUUGCUUGGAAUCCAGGCUGUAUUCCCGAUCAUUGGCUGGGCUAGAGAGUACAAUCUUAAAAAACUUCAAGGCGAUGUUAUUUCCGGUCUCACCAUUGCUAGUCUUUGCAUCCCUCAGGAUAUCGGAUAUGCAAAGCUCGCUAAUCUGGAUCCAAAAUACGGACUUUACUCGAGUUUCGUGCCACCAUUGGUGUACGCGGGCAUGGGGAGUUCUAGAGAUAUUGCCAUUGGACCAGUGGCUGUGGUGUCUCUUCUACUUGGUACUCUGUGCCAGGCCGUGAUCGAUCCAGUUGAGAACCCUGCUGAAUAUCUCCGCCUUGCUAUCACCGCCACUUUCUUUGCUGGCAUUUUCGAGGCCGGCCUCGGGUUUCUCCGGUUGGGAUUCUUGAUAGACUUUCUCUCGCAUGCGGCGGUGGUUGGGUUUAUGGGAGGCGCAGCCAUCACAAUCGCUCUCCAACAGCUUAAGGGUUUUCUUGGCAUAAAGAAAUUCACCAAGAAAACUGAUAUUGUUUCCGUCAUGCAGUCCGUAUUCGCGGCUGCUCGUCAUGGGGGGAAAAAGCACAGGAAACUCUUUUGGGUUCCGGCGAUUGCUCCUCUUAUUUCCGUCAUUGUCUCCACUUUCUUUGUCUUCAUAACUCGUGCGGACAAACAAGGAGUCCAAAUUGUGAAGCAUAUUGAUCAAGGAAUCAAUCCGAUUUCCUUCAAUAAGAUUUUCUUCUCGGGAAAAUAUUUGACCGAAGGAAUUCGAAUUGGAGGCAUUGCUGGUAUGGUCGCCUUAACGGAAGCUGUAGCGAUUGGAAGAACAUUUGCCGCAAUGAAAGACUAUCAGAUCGAUGGGAACAAAGAGAUGAUCGCGUUGGGGACUAUGAAUGUAGCCGGUUCCCUCACUUCCUGCUACAUUGCCACUGGUUCGUUUUCACGAUCUGCCGUGAACUACAUGGCGGGAUGUCACACAGCAGUUUCAAACAUAGUGAUGGCCAUAGUGGUAGCUCUAACAUUAGUGUUCAUCACACCGCUCUUCAAGUACACUCCAAAUGCCAUCCUCGCAGCCAUCAUUAUAUCAGCUGUCAUCGGUCUUAUCGACAUUGACGCUGCUGUCCUCAUAUGGAAGAUCGAUAAACUCGACUUUGCGGCUUGCAUGGGAGCUUUCUUAGGAGUUGUCUUUGUUUCUGUCGAGAUCGGCCUCUUGAUCUCCGUUGUGAUAUCGUUUGCGAAGAUUCUGUUGCAAGUGACGAGACCAAGAACGGCGAUUCUUGGAAAGGUUCCAAAGACGAAUGUGUAUCGGAACACUCUGCAGUACCCUGAUGCUGUCAAGAUUCCCGGAAUCAUGAUCAUCCGUGUUGAUUCGGCCAUCUACUUUUCCAACUCCAACUAUGUCCGAGAAAGGGCACUAAGAUGGUUGCGAGAAGAGGACGAACAGGCUACAGCACAGGACAUGCCAGCAAUCAAGUUUGUUAUUAUGGAAAUGUCACCGGUUACCGAUAUUGAUACCAGUGGUAUUCACUCUAUUGAAGAACUUCACAAGAGUCUCGAGAAGAAACAUAUCCAGUUGCUUCUUGCAAAUCCGGGACCAGUGGUGAUAGAGAAGCUGCAUACUUCGAAGUUUGCAGAAGAGAUUGGAGAUGAAAAUAUCUUCCUCAGUGUUGGCGACGCAGUGGCGUAUUGCUCUCCUAAAUUGGCUGAGCAACAAGCUUGA
Molecule: messenger RNA, 1878 nt
Organism: Microthlaspi erraticum
Lineage: Eukaryota; Viridiplantae; Streptophyta; Magnoliopsida; Brassicales; Brassicaceae
Source: the annotation of a GenBank genome assembly